Fonsecaea nubica is the source of this 414-nucleotide messenger RNA. RefSeq lists its product as hypothetical. Bases 1 to 414 code for a protein of 137 amino acids. Gene Ontology annotation, molecular function: RNA binding; structural constituent of ribosome. The record is from RefSeq and is a predicted model, not a curated record. Gene Ontology annotation, cellular component: ribosome. Gene Ontology annotation, biological process: cytoplasmic translation. NCBI's taxonomy places the organism in Eukaryota, Fungi, Ascomycota, Eurotiomycetes, Chaetothyriales, Herpotrichiellaceae. The transcript has 4 exons.
AUGGCACCCUCCGUGAAAGCUCGUGCCACCGCGCAAAAGGUCGCAUUGAAGGGCAAAGCUGGCGCAAAAGGUGGAAAGGUCACCAACAAGUACACCAUCAACUGCUCACAACCAGUCUCCGACAAGAUCUUCGACCUCUCCGCUUUCGAAAAGUUCCUGCACGAGCGAAUCAAGGUCGAAGGUCGCACUGGCAACCUGGGCGAUAAUGUCACCAUCAACCAGGUCGGCGACGGCAAGAUCGAGGUCAUCACGCACAUUCCCUUCUCUGGCCGCUACUUGAAAUAUCUGACCAAGAAAUUCCUCAAGAAGCAACAACUGCGCGACUGGCUGCGUGUGGUGUCCACAUCAAGGGGCGUCUACGAGCUGCGCUUCUUCAAUGUUGUCAAUGACGAGGGCGACGAGGAUGAGGACUAG